AUGGCAAUGUCGCUCGCUUCACAAAUAAAACUCUGGUGGAACACGCAAAACAGUCCCACGGAGCACUCGUCCAUACCACUUCUCAAGGCCCGUCUCAGUCAGACCUGGCUCAACAAAUGGACUAUCGGUCUGCUGCUGGUGAGCAUCAAGCUGUGGAUGUUCAAGAUGUCGUUGUCCGGACAACUUGACGGCGCCGAAUCCAACUCCGAACGGUCUUGUUCGGCCCUUGAACGCUCAGUCAGCAAAAUGAUGUCCAUUCCUCACUACACGGCCACGGGGAUGAAUCACGUGAUUGCCACGGCUAUCCAGAAGUUUGUCUCCGGUUUGAUUAAGAUGGUUCUUUUGAUCAUUACUGGAGUUCAGGAGCUGUUGAUAUUCGCCGUCAAUAUGCUCAUUUCCACCUACACCUGUCUUAUCACACUUGUGGUUCAAGGUGCUGUUUCUCUGGCUGUCGACACCUCGAAGCACGUAAUCUCAUUUGUCAAUGACACCAUCAGCACAGUUGUUCCUGAGAUUGAAAAGGGUCUCAAUGGCCUUGCUGACGGUCUCAACACCGCCACCAACGCCUUUGUGGACCUGGGAAAUCUCAUCACGGGCAAGCAAGCCGAGGAGUACACUGGUCAGAUUGAUUUCGUCAAGCUCCAGCUCGAUGGGCUCAAGAAUGUCUCAAUUCCUGCGUCUGUCAACGAAAAACUCGACUCUGUGAAGGACAAGGUGCCUGAUUUCGAGACAGUCAAGAACGAAAUCGAGUCUCUUAUCCGAAAACCAUUCCAGACCAUUUCAAAGAGCAUGAACGAGACUCUUGCAACGCCAUUGAAUGUGUCUGACUCGCUCAAGGUGCCUGCUCUCAAGUCAGCUCAAUUCUGCAAAGACGCAAACAUCCCUGAAGUGUAUGCAAAGCUCAACUCUGGUUUGAACACCGGCCUCAAGGUAAUUAUUUCCCUACUUUUGAUUCUAGCACUAAUCAUGAUAGUGCCUGUGGCAUGGUCUGAAUGGAGACUGUGGAGGUACCACGAGGAGUUGUGGGUUGAACAAAGCACUGUGGACGUGAAACAGGAGAAGAGACACGCUUUCCACACUGUUCUAUUCCAGGCCCAGCACAAGUACGUCACCAUGGUCAAACAGAAACUCGCCUGGGGAAAGAAACUGUACCAACGCAACCUCAGUCAGUGGUACUGGGCAUACAUUUUGUAUCCCUACAUGCUGACUCUUCUUCUGGUUGGAUUAUUUGGUAUUCUAGCGUUUCUCCUACAGCUCGGUCUUUUGUCUAUCCUUAAGAGUGGUCUACAAAGCCUCACUGUGCCCACUUCAGAGGUAGGUGCUGACGUUACUGAGACAGUUGUGCGGGAAAUUGAGACUUGGAAGAACGACACAAACCUGUUUCUCAACUCCCAAGAGACUCACAUAAACAAGAACUUGCUUGGUUGGGUCGUAGACUCCACAUCCACAGUCAACACUACUCUGUCCACCUUCAUUGAUACUAUGAACAAUGGCAUUGACUCAGUGUUCAAAGACACUCCGCUCCAUGGGGCCGUUCAGGGCGUCACAAAAUGCCUAGUUACACUGAAACUACAAAAGGUUGCCGAUGGAAUGGGCUGGGUCAGCGAUAAUGCUCACGUGACAUUGCCUCGAAUCGACAAGGAACUCAUGAGCCAUCAAGACAUAGAGCAGGAGGCUUCAGAGAAGGCAGAUUACGUCAGCGACGGAAUUGCGAGAAUCAUAAAGACGGUGGAGAAGUUGCUGUUCACCGAGCUGUACAUUGCUCUAGCUUGUCUAGGCAUUUGGCUGUUCAUGUGUCUGAUUGCUUUGGUCUACGUUUUGAUCAAAUCUCGUGACCGAACAACCAACUUUGAGCCGUCACGUGAGUUGAAAUUCGAUAUGGUUGACACUUCACGUGACAUCAACGUCCCGCGAGUUCUUCCUCCUCAAAUCACCAUUCCCAAGCCGGCCUUGUUCAUGCGCAACCACAUUCCUUCUCCAGCCACUGAUCCGUUUGAGGAGUACCCUAUUAGACGCAACAAGAGCUCUUCGUGGCUGUUCAACCUCAAGUCUCCUGUCUUGCGGAAGUCCUGA
Yarrowia lipolytica CLIB122 is the source of this 2073-nucleotide messenger RNA. RefSeq lists its product as uncharacterized. Gene Ontology annotation, cellular component: mating projection tip. NCBI's taxonomy places the organism in Eukaryota, Fungi, Ascomycota, Dipodascomycetes, Dipodascales. The record is from RefSeq and is a predicted model, not a curated record.